CCUGACCAUUCAUUUCUGAUUCUGCUUAUCCUCACGAGUGUCGCGGGAGUGCUGGAGCCAAUCCCAACUGUCAUCGGGCAGGAGGUGAUAUACACCCAUAACUGACUGCCAGCCAAUCGCAGGGCACAUGGAGACAGACAACAGUCGCACUCACAAUCACAACUAUUCUCCGAUUAAUGAUGCAUGUUUUGGGGAUCUGGGAAGAACCCGGAGUGCACGGAGGAAACCCACGCAGGCACAGAGAGAACAUGACAACUUCACACAGGGGGGCCGGGAUUGGAAUCCCAGUCCUCAGAGCUGUGAGGUCAUCUGCUCCACCGUGAACUAAAAUAAUUGAUUCUAAAUCAUAAACUAGUAUUUAAAUGUUAAACUCAACAAUCACGUCAAGGGUAUGCUAUAUGUCCCAAUUAAUGGAGGAUUGCUUCUUAUCCCAACAUCUCUAUUGUCGUCAGAUUCAAAGAACCACCAAGAAAUCCUGUAUAUUUGAAUAUAGAUGUAAGGCAAAUCUUAUGUCGUUCCCUGUUGUGACUGCAGCGUGAAUGUCGACGUCACAUCCGGGACUUGGGUCCCUUUUUUUGGUUUUCCCGUAUCCGCCAUUUCAGUUUUGAACUUAGCUGUCAUCGACCGUUCUGGUAUAUAUGGAAUUUUGACCCUUGAACUUCAAUUGGUUCUCACAAUUAUAACCGUGUGCCGUCGUUAAGGCGAGAAGUAUCCUUGUGUUUUCGCGGCUGAAGUUUCUCGGGGCCGCGACUUGAUGCGCAAACGGCUAGCUGCGGAUGUCGUCUGUUUCCCAAACGUGCUCGAGGCGCUGAAGUUUUGUAUGAGUUGAAGGCUUUCCGUGCGGAUCGCGGGAGGGAGAGCUGGGAAGGCCCCGACGACGCCUCGGCUUCGGAGUGCUUAUCAUGGCCGGCAAUUUUGACGCGGAGGACCGCAGCAGUUGGUACUGGGGUCGCCUAAGCAGACAGGAGGCUGUGUCGCUGUUGCAGGGGCAGAGGCACGGCGUUUUUCUGGUGCGGGACUCCAUCACCAGCCCCGGCGACUACGUGCUCUCGGUGUCGGAGAACUCCAAGGUCUCGCAUUAUAUCAUCAAUAGCAUCAGCAAUAACCGACAAUCCGGUCCAGCAAGUUUGUCGCAUCCAAGGUUUCGUAUUGGUGACCAGGAGUUUGACGCCCUCCCUGCUUUGCUAGAGUUCUACAAAAUCCACUACCUGGACACCACCACCCUAAUAGAACCCAUCAACAAGUCCAAACACACAUCCUUUAUCAGUAUUGGCCCUGGCGGUGCCCCGCCACCCCGCCUGGAAGAUGAAUACGUCAGAGCACUUUUCGAUUUCCCAGGCAAUGACGAUGAAGAUCUACCGUUUCGGAAGGGUGAUAUCCUCCGUGUUCUUGAGAAGCCUGAAGAGCAAUGGUGGAAUGCUCAGAACUCUGAAGGCCGAGCGGGAAUGAUCCCUGUGCCAUAUGUAGAGAAAUACCGUCCGACGUCUCCGAGUUCGGCAGUUGCUUCCAGUGUACCUGCUCCAGGACCUCCCGGAGGAAUGGGAAUGGUAGGGAACUCUGAUGGCACCACGGUCCAGCCUGGUGCACCGCUAAUGGGAGAUCCCAGCCAGUAUGCCCAACCAACCCCCCUCCCAAACCUCCAGAAUGGACCUGUCUUUGCCAGGGCCAUACAGAAGAGGGUCCCCAAUGCCUAUGACAAGACCGCCCUGGCUUUGGAGGUGGGCGAUAUGGUGAAAGUGACUAAAAUAAAUGUCAACGGCCAGUGGGAGGGUGAAUGUAAAGGCAAACGUGGUCACUUUCCCUUCACACACGUCAAACUGCUGGAUCAGCACAACACCGAGGAUGAACUCAGCUGAGAAAUGGACUGGCGGGUGCAAGCCUGCCUCACACAUUCUUACGCAUCAUGGUCACCACCUCACUUCCACUCUACCUGCACCAAGCAAAGUUUCUCAAAGUCAGUUUGAAAAAUAUCCACCAGACGCCUUUGCAUUUUCCUGACGGCUCCUCACCACAACUUAAUGCUCUGACUGACACAGUACAAAAUGAAAGAUGGGCUGGAAACCCUACCUUGAAUUUUAGAACAUUUUAUCCUUGCCAUAAUGACACAUGGUAUUUUAUCGCCUCUCACUCCUCAGGACACUACUCAUCACACAACUCUGCCAUUUCCUCAUCCUGUGUUUGAGCAUGUAGAUAAAAACUCAACACCACCAUUCAAACCUGGUGGAAAUAACAAGUUCAGAGGUGAAUACAAAGACAUUCCCAUGGUUAUUUUUAAAGUUGCUUAUUCCUUUAUCUUCAUAUCAGAUUUCCUCUGAUAAUUGUGGAGGUUUGAGGCAUUGCCUAAGAAAACACCAUUAAAUUUAGCUCUGAUCCAUACAACACCCCCUACCCAUUUUGUUAACAUAAAUUCAAAGGUCCAAAAUCUUAAUUGAAGUUUGAAUUCAUGUUUUUUUGGUAUUGUCGUAAAAUUCAGGUUUUAGCAGCAGGGGGGGUGUCCAUCAAGGUGAACAAAUGUGUGAUUCAAAUUAACAUUGUUCAGACUUUAAGACAGAUUUGUCCUUCCACUGAGUCCUAUUGUAAUUACUAUUCAAUUCACAGUAUUAAGCGAGCAACAGGAACCAAUUACAGCUCGGAUGUCUUAUUGGCUGUUUGAGUAUUAAUCAUCACUAGAACUUUACAAACCUUGAGUCUCUCUGACAAGUACUUUGGCUAUAACAUACUCCGUUAACUUCAUUUGCCUGUUGACAUACUAAAGUAUCAAGUUUAACAUUGGCUCAUUUGAAAUGUGGCCAAAUGACCCAAGUAUUCAGCCUGACUUUAAUACAUCAUAAUCUCUGUUAAAAAGUAAACCGAGUUAACAGUGUGAAGGAUUUUUAAUAUUUGUUGUGGAAUGAUUUCGUUUGCUGUUCAAUGAAAAUCAGAGCAGGGGCAAAAUAUGUAACUCAAUCACAAGUUGUCUGAAAUUAUAAAUCUGCGAUGGAUUGGCAACCACUCUAGUGUAGCCCGCCCGCAUCUGAAGUAAAGAGGUUUUGGUUGCCUAAUAUAUCAAAUAUGUUGAUUUGUCCUAAAGUAGUCCUGUUUGUUGUUAAAUGUAAUUUUUUUUAUUGUCCAUUAUACUGGAAUGGACAUUCAACAAAAUGUCCUUGUUCAGUCAUAGGGAAAUCAGUUUGUUCAUGUUGAUUGUCAUGAUGUACUUAAAAGUCCCCUAUUUUGGAUCUUUAGACUUCAUAUGGACCCGGUAUAAAAAUAUCUUUAAUUUCACAAAAUACCUUGGUUUUGUCACAUGAGUGUCCAGCAAAGGCUAGUCUGACAGCUACUCCUGUUUGACCCAGUUUUAUACCUGCUUUGUCCAUUUGUCCAUAUUAGGCCAAGAAAGUCCCCUGUCCUCUGAUUCGUCGUGUAGAACACCCACUUGUGAGAGCAUACGUGUUUAUGUUGACAACGUUGGCUCUUCACUCGUGAAAUUCACUCAUGAUUGUUCUGUUUAUUCGCCCUGGAACCCACGACCACCUACCAUGGAACAGCACCUAAUUAUGAACAAUUGAGACCCAGAAGCUAAGAUAAAUUUUAUGUAACUAUAGCCAUUGAAGGGACACUAGUUGCGAACCCUGUUGGAAGAGAGUAGGACAGCGACUACUGAUUAUUUUAAUAAUCAGUUAAUCUAUCGAUUAUUAUUAUUUUUUUUUUUUUUUUAGAUUCAUUGAGUUGGAGUAAAACCAUUUAAGAAUUUCCAUCCCUUUUAUUGUAAUUUUGUAAAGGACAUUACAAGGUGACAGAACAAAAAAACUGCACAAAUAUGAUUUGAUGAUUCAGUUUCUGGUAUGUUUAUGUUUCAGCGUGAAAAAUGUUUGCAAAUACCGUCUGAUCAAACAGAUAAGUCUGCUUUAUUAUAAUACAGUGAAUAUAACUACCGUAUUUACUGUUUUAAUAUAAGAAAUAAAUGAUAAUCUUAGCUGUCACUUAACUGUUGCACCUCUUUAAGCCCCAUUUAAGUAAACUUUUUUUUUUCCAAGAAAAAAUAUGUAGUAAUUAAAUGAUGCAUUGUGUGAUUAUUAUAUUUUUUUUAUUCCAUGUUAAGCUAUCAUUUGUCUUGGUUGUCUUCACAACGGAUUGUUUUCCACAUGAGUUAGUUUGUACCAGGCCUUAGUAAAAAUGAGCGUCACCAAUUAUGUCAAUAGGGAAAAAAAGUGCUAUAUGUGUGUGUUUCCAUUUUAUUGUACUUUUUUGCCAGCUUGCACCAAUUUUCUCUGUGUAAUUUCUAGAAAUAGGAACCUGUUUCUCCUUUGUCAUUACUUGCGCAAUGGAUAUUCUUUACAUUCUUCCUUAAAUGGCAUGAUCUUUUCAUUUCUAGUCACGAUUUGUGAUUUUAAGAGUUCACUCAACGUCCAUAUUAUUUCAAGUCCCUCCCUCAGUUCACACGACCCCUGCCUGACAAUCACUACCUUCCUCAUCCACAAUACACGUGGAUUCGAUUGAAGAUGACUGCAACAGCCGACCUGAUGUAUAGUGUGUUCUCAUCACGGUCCACUUUUGUCUCAUGCAUACCGAGUCGACUUUGUGUGGCACCAGGAACAUUAGUCACGCAGCUUUGAAAACACAUAAUUGGUUUUAAUGAGUUUGCAAUGAUGCACAUGGUUCCUGUCCAAAUUGUGACUUCUUUCCAUUACUUCAUCUCGAGUACUGUAUGUUACGUCCAAUUGUGACAUUCAAAGCACAUUUUUUAAAUCAGUUCGAAACAUAUUUUACUGGUCAAUUUGGAAUUUGUGAUCUGGGCACUGCAUGCAGCACAUCCUAAGCAAAUGAGUCCACAAACUAUAGUCUUUUAGAUAAUUAUACACUAAUUCACACUUCAUACAAAAUGAGGGGUGUCAAAAUGCGACCGAGAAUUGUUAAUAGCAGUUGUGUAAUUUUAUUAAAACACUAUUCUUUUGAAACAAUUGUAAUUUUAUUUUCUGUAGCAUGUGACAUGUUAAUAUACUAGCAAAAUAAAUGACAAUUUCCCUCA
This is a messenger RNA of Syngnathoides biaculeatus (alligator pipefish), 5005 nucleotides long. RefSeq names its product v-crk avian sarcoma virus CT10 oncogene homolog (gene crk). Gene Ontology annotation, molecular function: protein binding. The transcript has 3 exons. The record is from RefSeq and is a predicted model, not a curated record. NCBI's taxonomy places the organism in Eukaryota, Metazoa, Chordata, Actinopteri, Syngnathiformes, Syngnathidae. Bases 903 to 1856 code for a protein of 317 amino acids.